AUGAAAGAACCAAUUAUAAUUGAAACUUCUGAAACAGAAUCUGUAGAUGAAUCAUUAGAUGAUUUACUAAAACAGUUACAAGAAAAGACGAAACCGAAAAGGAAACAAACAUUAGAAGAAACUAUAAGGAGUCUACCUAAAUUACCAGAUAAUCUUAAAAAAUCAAUAACGAUCAAAGAUCCAAUAAUACAAGCAAUUAAACCUAAAGAUGAAACUAAAGAUUGGUUUUCAAUGAAGACUCCUGAAAUGACACCUGAAUUAAAAAGAGAUUUACAAAUUAUUAAACAAAGAGCUGCUUUAGAUCCAAAAAGACAUUAUAAAAAAGAUAAAUGGCAUAUACCCAAAGAAUUUCAAAUGGGUACAAUAAUAGAAGGCUCAUCAAGCAAAAAGAAAUCUUCAAUAAUAGAUGAUAUAUUAACAAACGAUGAUACAAAGAAAUAUUUUAAAAGAAAAUAUGAAGAAAUACAAAAAGUUAAAACCAGUGGUAAAAAAGGUCAUUAUAAGAAAGUUAAACAAGCUAGAAAAAGAUUUUAA
Messenger RNA from Insectozyma verbasci, 534 nucleotides. The record is from the annotation of a GenBank genome assembly. Lineage: Eukaryota; Fungi; Ascomycota; Pichiomycetes; Serinales; Debaryomycetaceae.